Molecule: messenger RNA, 630 nt
Organism: Aplosporella prunicola CBS 121167
Lineage: Eukaryota; Fungi; Ascomycota; Dothideomycetes; Botryosphaeriales; Aplosporellaceae
Exons: 1
Coding region: 360-563 (67 amino acids)
Source: RefSeq, a predicted model, not a curated record
UAGCGGACCGAAUUAAUUGUUACUAUUACCCGCACCCGGCGCCGUCGCCGUCACCACCCACAUAUGCAUGCAGCCCACCCUCGUCCAUAUACGUAUAUAAGCAAGUAAGAAGUAUAUACAGAAGCGCCCCUUCAGCGCAAGCUGGAGGCAGGUUGAUUGAUAGGCCAAACCGAGCGCCCGCCCGCUCUCUCCCCGUACACGUGCACCGCGGCCAGCCUACAUAGCCCGACGCAGCAGCAAUCCUCAGACGCACGUAGGAGUAUGCACAUGAAUCGAAGAAGAAGAAGGGGAAAAAGAAGGGACGGAGAGAAAGAAGGCAAACACCCGUAUUACAUACACUGCUACUUACCUGGUCACGCAUGCGUUGCCACUCACUCGCGUCGCUGUUUUUCGUUCCGCCGGCCCUCGGCGUAUAUAUAUGCUGCGAGGGCGUGGCGGCUGGCGCCAUGCUAUGCUGUGCAACAAGACAAGCAGGGUCAGCGAAGAAGAAGGAAAGAAAGAGAGAAGAAAGGAUUAUGAAUGAGCUGCUGCAACGACGGCGCCGUGAGCUGGGCAGUAGGUAGGUGGGUAAGUACCUGGGUAGGUAGCAGUGGCAGCUCUGCCGAGCGACCACGCACCCCAGCACCACAC